AUGGCUCAACCAGCGAAAAUCCCGAUUCGGCUAUGGGGUGGCAGGUUCACAGGAGAAAUGGAUCCCCUGAUGGACCAAUACAACGAGAGCUUGUCCUUAGAUCGCGUCUUCUAUGCACAGGACAUCAGAGGCUCAAUCGCAUACGCCAGAGCAAACGUCAAGACAGGCAUUCUCACCCAGGAGGAGUUUGAGACGCUUGAGGAGGGGCUCAAGAAAGUUGCCAAGGAGUGGGAAGAGGGCAAGUUCCAGCCAGCGCCAGGAGACGAAGACAUUCAUACUGCAAACGAACGCCGCCUAGGCGAAAUUAUCGGGACACACAUCGCGGGGAAGUUACAUACAGGCCGCAGCCGCAACGACCAAGUAGCGACCGACAUGCGCAUGUGGCUCCGUGACGAGCUAGAUCUAAUUGAGGAGUACCUUAUCGAUCUCCUCAAGGUCAUUGCCCAGCGUGCCGAGCAAGAUAUCGACUACAUCAUGCCGAGUUACACACAUCUCCAAAGGGCACAGCCUAUCCGAUGGAGCCAAUGGCUUCUCAGCUAUGCCACGGCAUUCGAAUCCGACCUCGAGCGCAUACGAUUUACCAGGAAAAAUGUCAACAAACUCCCUCUUGGCUGCGGUGCCGUUGCUGGAAAUGCCUUUGGUAUCGAUAGGGUGCAGCUGGCAAAAGAACUAGGGUUCGAGGGUCUCAUUAUGAACAGCAUGUCUGCAGUUGGCGACCGAGACUUCGUCGUUGAGAUGCUGCAGUGUGCAUCCACUAUUGGCAGCCACUUAUCGCGCUGGUCGGAGGAUCUUAUUAUCUACAGCUCCCUUGAAUUCGGGUACGUUAGGCUGGCAGACGCAUACACCACUGGUAGCUCCUUAAUGCCACAGAAGAAGAACAGUGACUCCCUUGAGCUCUUGCGUGGAAAGUCUGGGAGAAUAUUUGGACAAAUGGCCGGCCUGAUGAUGAGCAUCAAGGGUAUCCCAUCCACGUAUAACAAGGACUUGCAGGAGAGUUUGCUGCCGAUGUUUGAUACUGUCAAGACCUUGAAGGACAGUCUCCAGAUUGCCGCGAGGUCACUAGCUACGGCAACGGUUUUCCCGGAUAAGAUGCGUGCCGCGCUAAGCCCAGACAUGUUGGCAACGGAUCUUGCCGAGUAUCUAGUCAGGAAGGGUGUGCCAUUCCGUGAGACUCACCACUUGGCAGGCAAGAUGGUCGCAUUUGCCGAAGAUGAGAACAAAGGGAUGGACGAACUCACCGUUAAGCAGUAUCAAGGUAUUGACAAGAGGUUUGGCGACGACGUGCUUAGCGUGUUCGACUACGAGCGAUCUGUGGAGUUGAAGGACACCACCGGCGGAACCAGUCGCCGUGCGAUCUUGGAGCAGCUGGCAGCACUGAAGAAGUCAUUGGGGGGCCGAUAA
Molecule: messenger RNA, 1401 nt
Organism: Venustampulla echinocandica
Lineage: Eukaryota; Fungi; Ascomycota; Leotiomycetes; Helotiales; Pleuroascaceae
Product: Argininosuccinate lyase
Exons: 3
Coding region: 1-1401 (466 amino acids)
Cellular component (GO): cytosol
Molecular function (GO): argininosuccinate lyase activity
Source: RefSeq, a predicted model, not a curated record